This is a messenger RNA of Sitophilus oryzae (rice weevil), 1392 nucleotides long. RefSeq lists its product as uncharacterized. Bases 1 to 1392 code for a protein of 463 amino acids. Gene Ontology annotation, molecular function: DNA binding. Gene Ontology annotation, cellular component: nucleus. The transcript has a single exon. The record is from RefSeq and is a predicted model, not a curated record. NCBI's taxonomy places the organism in Eukaryota, Metazoa, Arthropoda, Insecta, Coleoptera, Curculionidae.
AUGCCGACCGAGUAUCGAUGGAAAAGAAACGUAGAAAGGCAUCAAUGGUCAGAAGAAGACUUACGAAGGGCAGCUGAAGCAGUCAGAACAGGCCAAAUGGGAGUACGGGAAGCUUGCCGUAAUUUUAAAAUCCCCCCACCUACAUUUCGGAGACGGCUAAAAAAUAAUGAUUUUUCAAGAAAAGGCUUGGGGCCACCAUCAAUUCUCGGAAGUGAAAAUGAGCUAAAAUUAAAAAAUCAUAUUCAAAAAUUAGAAAAACAUGGUUUCGCUCCGACUAGAGAUUGUGUUAGAGCUAUGGCUUUUAAUUUAGCAGAGCAACUAAAUAUUAAACAUACAUUUAAUAGAGAAAAGGGACUUGCUGGUUACGAUUGGUUGAAUAUGUUCCUUAAACGUAAUCCUGACUUAAGUGUUCGAAAAGCAGAGGGUGUUUCAUUAGCCCGUUGCCAAGGGAUGAACAAGACCGAGGUUUCAUCUUAUUUUACUCUUCUGCAAAACGUACUGGAGGAAGCUGACAUAAUGGGUAAACCAGGGCAUUUGUUUAAUAUGGAUGAGACGGGACUCCAACUAAAUAACAAACCAGGAUACGUUAUUGCAAAGAAAGGUUCAAAGAAUGUAGCAGCCAUUACGUCUUCGGAAAAAGGUGAAACUAUAACUAUUAUUUCCUGCUGUAAUGCUGAGGGUUUUUUUCUCCCACCGGCAUGUAUUUUCAAGGGCCAAAAUAAAAAAAAAGAAUUUGAAGAUGGUAUGCCACCGGGUUCUGUUGUGUAUAUGAAUAAGAAGUCGGCUUACAUUAGCACUGAAUUAAUGUUUACUUGGCUAAAGAACCAUUUUGUUCCAAGGAAGCCUGAAGGAAAAGUUAUUUUAAUGUUAGAUGGUCAUGCUAGCCAUUGCAAUUCGCCUGAAAUGCUUGAAUACGCCGAAGAACAUCAGGUAUUAUUGUUUUGCCUUCCUAGCCACACCACCCAAUUUCUGCAACCACUCGAUAGAAGUUUUUUUAAAAGUCUUAAGGCUUACUUUAAUUCUGCGUGUAACAGAUAUGUGCGAGCAAACCCAACGAGAAAAAUAUCAAGGCUUAAUUUUGGAGAAUUACUGGCCGAUGCUUGGUCUAAAUCAGCCACAAUAGAAAACGCUGUCUCUGCUUUUAAAUCCACAGGCAUUUGUCCGUUUAACCCCGAGGCAAUACCUAAUUAUGCUUAUUUAAAUGACAACGAGAACGACCAUCUGGAAAAACGCAAAAUUGAUAAUCUCAGCGAGACUCCUGAGCAUUUGGAAAAUCCAGGACCAUCAUCACAAGAAACUAGGACCAAUGUCAGUACGGUCAAUAAUGGAAAUCAACCCAUUGCUGCCAAAGAUAGUUCUUCAGAUGGCGAUACACCUGGUAAAGUUAACUAA